This is a messenger RNA of Plasmodium knowlesi strain H, 2037 nucleotides long. RefSeq names its product ribosome maturation factor RimM, putative. Gene Ontology annotation, cellular component: ribosome. The record is from RefSeq and is a predicted model, not a curated record. The transcript has 2 exons. Gene Ontology annotation, molecular function: ribosome binding. Lineage: Eukaryota; Apicomplexa; Aconoidasida; Haemosporida; Plasmodiidae. Gene Ontology annotation, biological process: rRNA processing. The coding region runs from base 1 to 2037 and encodes 678 amino acids.
AUGAAAAGAUGCUUGUCAAGGCUGAAGAAGGUGAUCGCAAUUCUGACACUGACGGAGGUAGCCAGAUGUUGGUUUCCCACCACAUGCAAAGGAGCCGCAGGGAAAAGUGCAUACGCCUGCACAGAAUACGUUAUUCCCAAUAGCAUCGUUAAGAAGCCCGCGGGAAAGUAUAUCCCCCUCCGCAGAAUACUCACCGUGAGACGUAAGAAAAAUGAAUUUUCAGUGCAAAGAUAUGGUCCCCAUUACCAAAGCGAUCGGAGCAACUGGGUAGGGAAAAGAAUCUCCUUCCUAUUUUUUCGUGUAAGUGCACAUAUAGGUGAAAGGAACCAAAAUGAUCAGACAGCUCGUCCGAAUAGGCACCACGUAAAUCACAUCCGAAGAAGGUACCACCUUGCCCCUUCCAUGCAAGUGUUCUCAUCUAAUGGACAAUGUGAUACCGAUGAUGAAGACCACAAAAAAUCAACAGGCGAAUGCAUGAAUGAGAACCUUCCGAAUGAAACAAACAAACCGUUAGAAUCGGCUCAGCAGAAGGCGGAAGAAGAAUGCGAGAGGAUUUUCCUAACCGACACCAAGUAUUAUAAAAGGAGCAAGUACUCCAAAGCAGGUUACAUAAAAAAAAAAACGGAACAAGGUGAAUUGAAAAAUAGCAACAAUGGAGAUCAUUUGCAUCCAAAGGGACUGCUCCACAGGGAAUUUCCUCCCAUCACAUUUAUUGAAUCUGAAGAUGAUGUCCUUACAGGUCGUUUGAGAAAAGGCGCACAAAAUGAGCACGCCAAUUUGCCAGAAUUCUUUUUCAGUAAUUAUUAUGCGGAUAAGAAUAGGCCCAACGAGCUGGAUUUAACGAUAGACAAGAAAAAAGAAGAGAGUACCUUACCAGUGGGUAGUAAAAGCAGUAACCAAAUGGGUGAGAAUUACAGAAAUAGUAACCACAGUAGUAGGAAUGUAUCCAUAAUGAACGAGUUCACAGUGAUAGGAGAAAUUGUAGGAGUGCAUGGACUACGAGGGUGGUUAAAGGUAGUGAGCUUCACAACAUUUAACGAUAUUAGAUUCAAGAAAAAUAUGUACAGGUAUUUAUUUAUGAAUACAUACCCAUACCCUUUGCCAAUUAAAGUGACAGAUGUGAAGGAAUCCUUAAAGGUAGGAUUUCUAUACGUCAAAAUUGAAGGAAUAAAUUCAAGGACAGAUGCACUUAAAUUAAAGUCUUGUCUAAUAUGUGAUGAUAAAAGAAAUUUUCCAGACUUAGGUGAAAACCAGUACAUAUCUACUGACCUACUGAACUUUGACAUAUACAUUUUCAACGACCUCACGAAUACCUGUAUAGGGAAAGUCCUCUCCUUUGUUUCCAAGUAUGAUUAUAUAUCUAAAAAAUCCACACAAAGUAUUGCAGACGAUUUGAUAAAAAUUCAGAUAAAGAAGGAGAUUUCUCUGCAGAAGGUUUUCCACAUCAUAUCUGCUGCACGCAUGUACACCAUGCGAUCGGGGGGCUCAUCCUUUCCCACAGGGGAGGGGGAAAAACUCAUAAGAGUGCUCAUCAACCGGAAAGGCUUUUCCGUCACGGGUCAGCCGAGUGAUGCCUUAAAGGAUGAACCACUCGGGGAGAAGCACGACGACUACAGUGGCGACAACCAACACGACCACGUCUUGAACGAGCGCGAUCACACCUUAAGCGACGAACCGGUAAAGGGGGACAAGAACUACUACGAUUCGCUUGAUAACUUCGAAGGAUGCUCGUACAAAAAGAUUUAUAAGUGUGAUUUCUGUGAAAAUGUGUACGAAGAUUUGCGGGAGGCGACCGAACACGAAAAUUCUCACUUCCCCACGGAUGAGGAACUGCUUUUUAACGCAUCCCAGGUGAACUCCCCCAAGGAAAAUUUAUAUGAAGUGGACAAGAACAUGGUUUCCAAGAUAAAGCCUAUCGACUACUUCUUCAUCCCCAUCGUGAAGGAAAAAACGAUAAGAUCCGUAAACUACGAACUGAAGCAAAUGUACCUCGACAUAUCAACCAUUUUUUUGUUGGAUGACCAGAAGAAGACUUAG